Pieris macdunnoughi is the source of this 4674-nucleotide messenger RNA. NCBI's taxonomy places the organism in Eukaryota, Metazoa, Arthropoda, Insecta, Lepidoptera, Pieridae. The record is from the annotation of a GenBank genome assembly.
AUGGGAAAAUGUGACGAAGCUAAUGUCGAAGUUAGUAUGGGGGACUCGGCGUCCCCCAUGAAACCUGAUAAUUUUACCUUCACCGUACCUCCGGAGGCCCCCGUCUUCGAACCAACGCCUGAAGAAUUCCUGGAUCCUUUAGCGUACAUCAGUAAAAUCAGGCCAAUUGCGGAGAAGUCGGGGAUUUGCAAAAUUAAACCCCCUCCCCAUUGGCAGCCACCAUUUGCUGUAGAUGUCGAUCGUCUACGAUUUACACCAAGAAUUCAACGGCUUAAUGAAUUAGAGGCUAUUACACGUGUGAAGCUAAAUUUCCUAGACCAAAUCAUAAAAUUCUGGGAACUACAAGGUUCUGUUCUGAAGAUACCUACUGUUGAAAGGAAGCCGUUGGACUUGUAUGCUUUACAUAAGAUUGUGAAGGAGGCUGGCGGUUUUGAAGUAUGUUCUGCGGAGCGGAAGUGGUCAAAAAUCGCCCGUCGUAUGGGUCACCCUCAGGGCAAAGGCAUCGGGUCAAUAAUGAAGAACCAUUAUGAACGCAUCCUCUACCCUUAUGACGUGUUCAAAAAUAACGGCGCUGUGGGGGACAAUAAGGAGACGAAAAUUGAAGUAAAAACCGAGCAAACGCCUGAAAAAGUAAACGCUCGUAGCCGGUCAAGCAGCAAAGGCCCAGCGGCAACUCCGCCCCCCGGGCGCCGGUACAAGACAUCGGAGCCCGAGGCGGCUGAAGGCAGCCACACUGAGGGAGCUUUGCCCGGGACCGAUGACAAGAAGACGCCUAUUAAGGAGGAACCUACCGAGAAUCGGAGGAGUCCCCGUGAAAACAAAUGGAUGUCGAGUGCUGCGUCGUGUGGCGCACGCGCUCGUGUCCUUAGAUCGACGAAAUUACGCGAGCAUCGCUUGAGUAAUAUGACCGUGUCAGUUACUCCAGCACCUGUGCCUGCGCCGCCUGUAACUACGCCACGGCCUUUGGACCCUUUGGCGAAGUACAUGUGCCACAUUUGCGGUAGGGGUGACAUCGAAGAGCAAAUGUUACUCUGUGACGGGUGUGAUGACUCAUACCACACUUUCUGCCUUGUGCCACCCCUGGCUGAUGUACCUAAGGGUGAUUGGCGAUGCCCCGUCUGCUUGGCUGAGGAGGUAUCAAAACCAGCGGCAGCUUUUGGCUUCGAGCAGGCGUCCCGUGAAUACACCUUACAACAAUUCGGAGAAAUGGCAGAUCAAUUCAAAUCGGAUUACUUUAACAUGCCUGUACAUAUGGUGCCAACUUCAACAGUGGAGAGAGAAUUUUGGCGAGUUGUCUCUUCCAUAGACGAGGAUGUCACAGUUGAAUAUGGAGCAGAUCUACACUCUAUGGAUCAUGGAUCAGGAUUCCCAACAAAGUCAAGCGCACACCUAUAUCCCGGUGAACAACAAUAUGCUGAGUCGAGUUGGAAUUUGAAUAAUUUGCCCGUUUUGGAGGGUUCAGUAUUGGGACAUAUUAAUGCUGAUAUAUCAGGCAUGAAGGUUCCAUGGCUGUAUGUCGGUAUGUGCUUUGCGACAUUCUGUUGGCACAACGAAGAUCACUGGAGUUACUCAAUCAAUUACCUACAUUGGGGUGAAGCGAAGACAUGGUAUGGAGUACCAUCCUCCAAGGCGGAACAGUUCGAGGCAGCAAUGAAGGCCGAAGCCCCAGAGCUGUUCCAGCUGCAACCAGACCUGCUGCAUCAGCUCGUUACCAUCAUGAACCCCAAUGUCCUCAUGAAGGCUGGCGUGCCUGUUUAUAGGACGGAUCAGCACGCGGGCGAAUUCGUCAUAACCUUCCCUCGCGCUUACCACGCUGGCUUCAACCAAGGAUACAAUUUUGCUGAAGCUGUUAACUUUACGCCAGCUGAUUGGCUAAAAAUGGGCCGCGAAUGUAUCGGCCACUAUUCGACACUACGCCGUUAUUGUGUAUUCUCGCAUGACGAAUUAGUAUGCAAAAUGGCGUUAGAGGCAGAUUCACUCAGUCUCACUGUCGCGUUAGCGGCCUAUAGAGAUAUGAGGACCAUGCUUCAUGAUGAGAGGAAAUUGAGAAAAGCACUCUUGGACUGGGGCGUUACCGAAGCGGAAAGAGAAGCGUUCGAACUCCUCCCAGACGACGAGCGGCAGUGCCACCUCUGCAAGACGACGUGCUUCCUCUCGUGCGUCACGUGCACGUGUACGCAACACGUUGCGUGCUUGAGACAUUUCCAUCAGUUGUGCGAUUGUUCACCCGCUGUGCAUAAACUUAGAUAUCGUUACACGUUAGACGAGUUGCCGGCCAUGUUGGAGAAGUUGAAACGCAAGUCGGAGCAGUUCCGUGAGUGGGCGGAGGCUGUGCAGAACGCGUUAGACCCCGACACGCCCAAGACUUGCGACCUCGAUGGCCUGAGGGCGCACUUGAAGAGGGCACAUGAUCUCAAAAUACACAAAACUGAACUAGUCCGAGCACUCGAAACGGCAAUAGAAGAUGCCGAAAAGUGCGCUUCUGUGAUACAACAACUUGAUUUAAAUAAAAUGAGGACACGUACGCGUCACCAUGACCCCAAAUAUAAGCUGACAAUACAUGAGUUGACGUUAUUUGCCGCGGAAAUAGAUGGAUUGGCUUGUGUUUUGCCUGAAGGAUCGGCUGUCAAAGAAGUUUUACGUCAAACAGAAGAGUUUGAAGAUCGCGCGACUGAAUUACUGAAUAUGGAUUUGGAUGAAUGCGAUUCUUCUUCCGUGAGAGAACUAGAGGAUGUGGUAGAACUCGGCACCCAUCUAUGUAUAGUGCUGCCCCAGCUACCAGCUUUGCAAGCGCGAUUACUCCAAGAGAAAUUCAUCGUAUCAUCGAGGGAACAUCGUGAGGACUACGCGACACUAUCGCCGGAGGUUAUCGAUAAAUUACUCCAAGAAGCGGCUAGUGUUGUGCCGCAUUCCAGGGUCGAGAUCGAGAGGGCGCGGUUGUAUAAGCUUAAAUUGCAAGUGGAAGAGUGGGAGACCCGUGUGAAAGCAGUACUAUUGGAUAUGAAUACAACCAGAAGUCCCGAUAUGAUGGAGGACUCGGAGCGAUCGCACACAACAAUCACCGAAUUGGACGCUUUGUUGGCUGAAGGCGAUGAUAUUGAGGCGUCUUUGCCUUCUCAACACGCUUUGAAAGCAGCUGCCGGUCACGCCAAGGACUGGUUGGCUAAGGUAGAAGAAAUGCAGUCAAAAGAAUUAUACCCAUACAUGCAUAGUGUGGAAGCUUUGGUAAAGCGGUCCAUGCAAAUACCGAUAUCGUUAUUCGAGAAGGAUCAAUUGGCAGCAGCUCUACAGUCGGCUAAGGAGUGGAAGAGAGGCACUGCUGAGAUGUUUUUGAAAAAGAAUUGGCCGUUCACCCUACUAGAAGCCCUCUCACCUCGUACGGAAACGAGUAGCCCUCGGCGACGGGGAAGAGAUAAUUCAGAGGAUCCACCUCUUUUGAAGCACUUUAGUGAAGAUGCCACGCCCACUGAGAUCGUUGCAGCGUUCAAACAGGCCGAGUUGAGGGAGUUGGCUGCUAUCAGAGAGUUGAGGUCCAAAAAUAUGCGCAAAGAAGUCCGGUCACCGCCCACAGCCGGUCUCACGUUUUGCACAUGUCAGAAACGACAAUAUGGCUUGAUGACACAAUGUGAACUGUGCAAGGAUUGGUUUCAUGCAUCGUGUAUAUCAGCUGUCCGUGAUGAAACAGAAGAUAGAGAAGAAAGCCCAGAGCCAAUAGAGUUGCCGUUCCCGUCUCCAGAAGCGAAGUUCCUCUGUCCAGACUGCACCAGAACGAAACGGCCCCGACUACAUCGCAUCCUUGCGUUAUUGGUAUGGUUACAAAAACUCCCAGUACGGUUAGCAGAGGGUGAGGCGUUGCAAUGCGUGACAGAAAGGGCAAUGGCGUGGCAGGACACGGCAAGAGCUAUACUUUCAAGUCCCCAACUGGCUGCGUACAAGACGGAUCCCACGCAAAGGUCAUCAGCGAGCGUGGAGCACGCGUACAGUGCGACGCCGCGGUCGCCAAACAGUCGUACACCAAGCAUUCUUCAGAAGCUCGAGGAUGCCAUGUUGGAGGGGGACCUUCUUGAGGUCCGUCUGGAAGAGCAAGCGCAGAUCUGGAGUGCCGUGUGGGCAGUUCGAAGUGCGGAGGGCCGUCGCUCGGGUCGCGUCUUGGAGGCGGGCAGGCGCAAGAGGCCUCCGCAGCAGAGGCAUCAUCAUCAGCUCAAGCGGAGUCGGCCUCAUGGUGUCCCAGGACCGACAGCAAAGACAGUCAAGCGAGGCUCAUCAACAACCACCAACUACCUGAAUCGGAAGCAGCCUUUGUCUUCUGCAUCAGGUCUGAUGAUGCGCAAGCAUUACAUGGCCCGACAAGAGAGGAGGAAACGGGCCAAACAUGUUCGCCACACUAGAUUAGGUGGUCAAACCCGUGGUGGUCACGCCGCAGCAAGUUCGACUCGUCGCCAGGCUGCGUCACGAAGAAGCAGUACGUCAUCUCUUUCAUCAGCUGAGGAUGAUGACGAUUGUGCGGCCGCUGCUUGUUUGAGACCUACUGGCAAAGUGGAUUGGGUACAAUGCGACGGAGGCUGCGAUCAGUGGUUCCACAUGCAUUGCGUGGGCUUGAGUCGCGGCGCGUUGCGUGAAGACGACGACUACGUGUGCGGUUCGUGCGCGCAAAAAAGAGAUACGAUACAUUAA